Effrenium voratum is the source of this 1119-nucleotide messenger RNA. The record is from the annotation of a GenBank genome assembly. Lineage: Eukaryota; Dinophyceae; Suessiales; Symbiodiniaceae.
AUGGGCUCGAUUUAUGCGGACCUCGUUCAUCCUCAACACGUGCCUUCCAGGAUGCAGCACAAGGGGAAGGUUCGGCCUGACCUGCUGCUGCAAUUGGGGCCUCACCCAGGGCACGAUGAGGUGAGGAGAGUCCUCGCACCCGAGAUGGAGAGAUGGAAGGGCAAUCCGAAGCCGGCGACAGUGAUGCUGGCGGCGCUGGCAAGGAAGGGCUGGGUGCAACUGGCGGGUCAAGUUCUUCAUCUGAUGCUCAAGGAGGCGCUGGAAGUCAACGUCUUCCACUACAGCGCGGUGAUCUCCGCCUGCGAGGACGACUGGCGGCUGUCGCUGGAGCUGCUGGACCAGAUGAAGGACCUAGACAUUUCACCCAACCAGAUCAGCUUUAGCUCGGCGUCGACUGCUUGUGCCAAUGGAAGCUGCUGGCAUCUUUCGCUGCACUUGCUGCACAGUAUGCCCUGCAAAAGAUUCAACCUGGAUCAAGUGAGCUUCAACUCGGCCAUCGACGUGUGUCGAGUGGAGUGGGCCGGGGCUGUGGCGCUGCUGCUUGAGAUGCCCAGGCGCGGGUUGUCUCAAGACGCCUUCAGCUUUGGUGCGGCAAUCAAUGCCUGCGAGCGAGGCAGCGAGUGGCAGAUGGUGUUGGAGCUUCUGUCACUAAUGCGCCACAUUCGAGUGCCGGUGAAUAACAUCAGCGGCUCUGCUGCAAUCAGCGCUUGUGGGCAGAAAGGGCAUCGGUGGCAGCUCUCCAUUGGCUUGCUGGGAGAAGUCGCACAGCUUUCGCGAGUUCCGGAUAGCUUCGUAUGGAGUGCAACGAUCAGUGCUUGUGAGACCUGCUCCGUAUGGGAACUGGCGCUCGCAGUGCUGCAUCAAAUGAGCUUCAACCACGUCCCACCAAAUGUGGAAAGCUGCACUGCUUGCCUCAGUGCAUGUGAGAAGACAUGCCAUUGGCAGCACACCCUACUGCUCUUCUCUGAGAUGGACAGAACAUUCCAUGUCUCGCCCAACAUCAUCUCCAUGUCAUCUGCACUUGCAGCUACACAUCGGGGCGGGCAGCACUUGCACGCGCUCGAGCUGCUUUCUCGCGUUUACACCUCGGCAUGGUCUUUGAAGCGAUGGUGGUCAUAG